UGAAAACUGAAAAAACCGUCGGAGGCUUACUACAACAGCAAUGGAGGGAGAGAUGGAGACGGCGCCGACGACGGAGAGGACGAAACGAAAUGCCGUUUUCAUGGCUUUCGGUACCAAAGGCGACGUCUACCCUGUCGCUGCCAUUGCUGCAGCUUUCGCUGCUGACGAGAACGGUUACGACGUCGUUUUCAUCACUCAUUCAGCACAUGAGAAUCUAAUUUCUCAUCUAGAAAAAAAGAAUGUUGUCUAUCUUCUGAUUUCAUCGCCACCGGUUCUUUCUGGUAACGGAACCGAUGAUAAGACAGGCUCACAGGGAAUAGAAUUUUCGGAGCAGAAAAGGAUUAUUAGAAAAGAACACAGACGAGAAUGCUACUCGGCGGUGGAAAGGAUUUUCGGGGAUGGUCCAAGCUUGGAGGGUGAUUUUAUUGCGAUAAAUUUCUUCGCUUUGGAAGGGUGGAGCCUUGCAGAACUUUUUCGUGUGCCUUGUGUUGUUGUUGCUCCUUAUGUUGUUCCUUAUAGUGCACCUUCAUCCUUUGAGCGUCACUUCAGAAAAGAACUUCCUCUUUUGUAUAAAUAUCUUCAGGAAGCUCCCACUGACAAGGUUUGUUGGAAAGAUGUAAUUCAUUGGAUGUGGCCACUUUUUAGUGAAAAUUGGGAGUCAUGGAGAAGUGAAGAUUUGAACCUGAGUCCUUAUCCUUUUACAGAUCCAGUAACAGGUCUUCCUACUUGGCAUGAUAGGCCACCAUCUCCCCUACUAUUGUAUGGGUUUAGCAAAGAAAUUGUUGAGUGCCCUGAUUAUUGGCCAUCAAAUACCCGGGUUUGUGGCUUUUGGUUUCUCCCUAUCGAGUGGCAGUUUUCCUGCAAGGAAUGUGGAGAAAUAUCAACACUGCUUUCCUCAGGGCAUCUGACCACAGAUGACAUGUGUUCAGUUCAUUCUGAGUUACGAUUUUUUCUAAGGACUCCUUUCUCAUCACCACCUAUUUUUAUAGGGCUGAGUUCUAUUGGAAGCAUGGGAUUUAUAAGGAAUCCUCAAGCAUUUGUACGUAUUAUACAAACUGUUCUGGAGACUACAUGUUACAGAUUUAUCCUUUUUACAGCUGGCUAUGAACCAUUAGAAUCAGCAGUUCAGGAAGUUGCCUGUGAAGCAUCUUCUUUUUCAAACCAAAGACAGUUGAUUCAAAAUGGGAUAUCUCUUUUUGACAGCCGGCUCUUUUGCUUUUCAGGUAUGAUACCAUACAAUUGGCUGUUCCCAAGAUGUCUAGCUGCAAUUCAUCAUGGAGGGAGUGGAUCCACUGCUGCAGCACUAUAUGCUGGUGUCCCUCAGAUACUAUGUCCAUUUAUGCUGGAUCAAUUCUACUGGGCAGAAAAAAUGUUUUGGCUUGGAGUUGCUCCAGAACCACUGAGAAGAAACCAUCUGGUUCCAGAAAAUGAUAGUGACACAAGCAUCAGGGUUGCUGCAAAAGUACUGUCACAAGCAAUAGAUGAUGCAUUAUCUCCUAGAGUUAAAGCACGUGCAUUAGAAAUUGGAAAAAGGAUUUCUCUUGAGGAUGGAGUUUCAAAAGCUGUGAAGAUCCUCAAGGAAGAGAUUGGUAAUACAAUAUGGGAUAAUUAAGUCAGAAUGACGCACAAUGUGACAAAGAGGAGCCAAAACAAAGUGAGGAAAACCCGAGUCAACUAAAGAGAGAACAAUCCCAUGCGCUGAAGUUAAUGUGUCCCAAUAUCGUAACAGACAAGAGGAUUCUACGCCUAGCCUUUCGCAUUCUAACGUGUCCUUUGGAGCAGACAAUCAUGCUGACGAUUUCAGAGAUGUACUCCCUCGACAUAAUAUCCAAUCUCAACUGUAAGAAAAGUAAACUCUUCUUCUUAUCAAUUGAACCAGCCCGUAUGGAUGGCUAUCGCUAACAUUUUUCCUAGACAAUAAUGCUUUGCUUGUCUUAGAUUCAAUGAUUUUUAAUAUAUCAAUGAAGUUGAAAAAUUCUUGACCUUU
Molecule: messenger RNA, 1987 nt
Organism: Theobroma umbraticum
Lineage: Eukaryota; Viridiplantae; Streptophyta; Magnoliopsida; Malvales; Malvaceae
Product: UDP-Glycosyltransferase superfamily protein
Molecular function (GO): UDP-glycosyltransferase activity
Source: RefSeq, a predicted model, not a curated record